AUGGGGACUGGGGCUGGCUUCUGCCCAGGCUUGCACUUAUCUCUGGGUAUCUGGGUGAUGAUAGCCGUGCAUACCCUCCAAAAUGCCCAGGCGGAGAUAACUUGCGCAUCUUGCACGGUGCCAGUGCAACUUCACCAGGAGGAAUUACAGCUGGGGAUGCGCACUGACCCGACAGAGGAGCCGGACACCCUAAAAAACAUUCGAGUAGAGUUUAGGGAACUCGACCAAAAUACUGGAGUGGACGACGAGCAGGAGACAGGCGUUUCUGUCGAGGAUGUCCCCCCUCAAGAUGUGGAUGGAGUUAGUACAACAGAACCAGGGGCAAAUAAAGAAAGUGACAGCGGCAGUGAUAAGGCAGGGGAGCCGGAGAAGGGCGAGGAUGUCGCGCUCUGGAGAGCGAAGAGAAGCGGUCCUGAGUUUGCCGAGUUCAGUGAGACCGGGCAGGCCGGCGUGGAUGUGGGGACUCCGGAGAACCGGGGCUCGUUGUUUGACGGACACAAGCAAGGGAAAUCCGAUUUCAGAUGGAACAGGGAGGAAGGGAGAGGGAAUAACCGGCAGGAUGAGCCCAAGAUCAUCAGCAGCACUUUCUCUCUGACGGGGGACUCUGCGCACAACCACGCUGUGGUGUACUGGUCAGGACAAAACAGCAGCGUGAUCCUGAUUCUAACCAAGCUGUACGACUUUCAUAUUGGCAGCGUCACUGAGAGCACACUUUGGAGAUCUACUGACUACGGCUCCACAUACGACAGAAUGAACGACAAAGUGGGAUCAAAGACUGUCCUGAGUUACCUGUAUGUCUGUCCAACUAACAAGAGAAAGAUUAUGGUGUUGACAGAUCCAGAGUUUGAAAGCAGCGUACUCAUCAGCUCUGACGAGGGAGCCAGUUUCCAGAAGUAUCGCCUCACCUUCUACGUCCUGAGCCUUUUAUUCCACCACACAGAAGAAGACUGGGCCUUGGCCUACAGCCACGACCAAAAGUUGUACAGCUCGGUGGACUUUGGAAGAAAGUGGCAGCUCAUUCACGAACGUGUCACACCGAGCCGAUUCUACUGGUCUGUUUCCGGCCUCGACAAAGAGCCAGAUCUGGUCCACAUGGAGGCUCAUACGCCGGAUGGAAAUGUGCAGUAUGUGACGUGCAGAGCUCAGACAUGCACAGAGGCUAACAGGAACUACCCGUUCCCUGGAUAUAUCGACAUCAGCUCACUGGUGGUUCAGGAUGACUACAUAUUCAUACAGGUUCCUACAUCAGGACGUGCUUCAUAUUAUGUUUCCUACAAGAGAGACCUUUUUAUACAAAUCAAACUCCCCAAAUACUCCCUACCUAAGGAUUUACACAUUGUCAGCACUGAUGAGAAGCAGGUAUUUGCGGCCGUGCAGGAGUGGAACCAGAACGACACCUAUAACCUCUACUUGUCCGACACCAGAGGGAUCUACUUCACCUUGGCCUUGGAAAAUGUCAAGACCACUAGGGGCAUCGGCGGGAACCAGAUGCUUGAUCUGUACGAGGUCGCAGGGAUUAAAGGGAUGUUGAUUGCAAAUAAGAGGCAAGACAACCAGGUGAAAACCUUCAUGACCUACAACAAGGGCCGGGACUGGAGGCUCCUGCAGGCUCCCGCUACUGACCUGGAUGGAAACGAUAUUCACUGCAUACUGCCUUUCUGUUCACUCAAUCUACAACUGCAAACGUCAGAGAACCCUUACCUGUCAGGAACAAUCUCCACCAAGAGUUCUGCACCGGGGAUCAUAGUUGCCACGGGAAAUAUUGGAGCAGAGCUGUCUUACAACAACGUGGGCAUGUUCAUAUCGUCUGAUGCUGGCAAUAGCUGGAGACAGAUUUUUGAAGAGGAGCACAACGUGUGGUUUCUGGACAAAGGAGGGGCCCUUAUUGCGGUCAAACAGCCAUCUGUGCCUACUAAACACUUGUGGGUCAGCUUUGACGAAGGAAGGCAUUGGACCCAACACAGCUUCUCCGCAGUGCCUCUGUUCGUGGAUGGAGUCUUGGUGGAGGCUGGGGCCGAAAACCAAAUAAUGACGUUUUUUGGACACUUCAGCCACCGUUCUGAAUGGCAGCUCAUCAAAAUAGACUACAAGUCCAUCUUCAGCAGGCAAUGUACAGAGGAAGACUAUCAAACCUGGCACCUGCACAAUGAGGGCGAGCCAUGCGUGAUGGGACAGAAACAGAUUUACAUGAAGCGCAGGCCUGGGAACUACUGCAUGCUGGGAAAGGACUACUCAAGAAUCCUCUCGGCAGAGUCCUGUAUUUGUCGUGCUCAUGAUUUUGAAUGUGAUUAUGGAUAUGAGCGCCGUGGAGACGGGAACUGCCGGCCUGCCUUCUGGUUUAACCCCUCCACCGUGUCCAGAAGCUGCAGCCAGGGCCAGAACUACUUCAAUAGCACAGGGUACCGUAAAGUGGUGUUGAACAACUGCACCAAAGGAGUUAAAGAGAUGUACACGGCCAGAAAGCAGCAGUGCCCCAACAGACCACCUAAAGGACUCCUGGUAACCACCAAAGACGGAAAACUCACCACCAACCUGGGAAGCAACGUCACCUUCCUGGUUCACCUGGAUGAGGGUGACUCUAUUCGCACCAACAUCCAGCUGGAUUUCGGGGAUGGCACAGCAGUGUCCUACUCCAACCUCAGCUGGACUGAGGAGGGGAUCAAACACGUCUACAAGUCAGCUGGAAUAUUCCGUGUCACAGCUCUGGCAGAGAACACGCUGGGUUAUGACACCACAACCCUCUUCCUGCAUGUCACAUGUCCAGUGGAGCACAUCCAGCUUCUCGCUCCCUUUGUGGUCAUAAAAAACAAGGAGGUGAACAUCACAGCAGUGGUCCUGCCCAGCCACUCACGCACUGUUACUUACUUCUGGUGGUUUGGUAACAGUACUGAGCCCAUAAUAACAUUGGACGGGAGCAUCUCACACACCUUUCCCAACGACGGAAUGCACACCAUCACAGUACAGGUGGCUGUAGCCAACACCAUACUGCAGGAUACCAAGACCAUAGCAGUCAAAGAAUUCUUCAAAUCUCUACUUUUAUCAUUCUCCCCUAAUCUGGACGAGUUCAACCCAGACAUACCCGAGUGGAGACAGGAUGUGGGGAGAGUAAUUAAGAAGGCUUUGCUCCAAGUGUCAGACUUCCCAGAGGAGCAGCUCCUGGUAGCCGUGUUCCCAGGUGUCCCAACAGCUGCUGAACUCUUCCUGUUACCCCACAAGAACCAAUCAGAGGGCAAGAAAAAGAGUGAAGAGGUGCUAGAGCAGGUAUCCGAUGUAAUUGUAACAGCGCUGAACCAGAACUUGGUGGAGUUCGAGCUGAAGCCCGGCGUAAGGGUGAUUGUGUACAACACACAGUUAACACUUGCACCCUUGGUGGACUCCAGCCCCAGACACAGCAGCUCGGCCAUGCUGAUGCUCCUAUCGGUGGUGUUCCUGGGUUUAGCAGUGUUCCUCAUCUACAAAUUCAAGAGAAAAAUACCUUGGAUCAACAUAUACGCUGAGGUGAACCAGGAGAAGGAGCAGGAGAUGAUUGGCUCGGUAGGCCAGGGCGACAGCACGCCUAAAAUCACUCUAAGUGAGUUCUCCGCAUCCAAAGAACUCAUGGAGAAAGAACUGGAUGCCAGGAUCAAAAGGGGAGUUGGAAAUCCGUGCGAGAGCACAAGGGAGAUUCCAAACUGUACGAGCGUGUAAAGCCGGAGAGCAACAGUUUAUGUACAGCGAAGUGUUACAGUGUCGGGGUUCUCUUUCUGUUUUGUAAUUCUCAACACAACUGAUGUUAAUAGUUUUCUAAGGGACCUCAUUUAUACUGACUUGCACGGAUGCCUCGUUCAGCAACAUCCACGCAGAAAAAUGUCAAUUUACUCGAUGAGAUCAGAGUCGUAACUGGCAAAACUUGUUCAGUUUUGUGGAUGUGUAAGCUACAUCCAUUCACAGAGGGAAAAACCUUUGGUCCAAUCCUGUGAAGAGUUCUGUAAAUUUCAUAAGGAGUUUGCUUUGAGAAUAAUUUCUGCCUAUAUAUAGACUAUAAUGUCUGAGUUCAAUCUAACAGGGAAUAUUAUUGAAAUGUACAAUAUUAUGAUGUGUUCUGUUAAAUGUAUAUAUUAUUACUUUCUACAUGCUUGUAGUCUAAGUACCAUGGACAACAGAGGAUCUGGUCUGUUUUUGAAAGUGUGUUAAAAAGUCAACAUUACUUAAAGAAAUCAACUUUGUUUCGCUACGGUCCUUGACUUGUGCAUGUUCUUAUUGAGGACAGGAUUUCUGUGUUGUAGAUAAGCAAGUGUUGUAAAUAGUUAUUUUCUAAUCUUCCAUCAGAAGAGCCCAAUGGAUUUUACCCACACUUGUUCCCUUAUUUUCUGAAGUUACUGUUUGACGAUAAGUAUCUCAUAGGAAAAGAUUUAUCUGUAAAUGCAGGUAGAACUCUAUUGAAAUAAUGCAGUGUUAACUUCUCACCAUUUCCCUGGAAAGAAAUACAAACAUGUCCAAUGUGUUUCAUUAGAUAUACACAAUAGAUAUCCAGUGAUGUUUACACAGAUACCAUCAUUGCCAUAUGCCUCAUUACAUUACCUUUGUCCUGUUGGACAAUGACUCUGAUAAGACAUCAGAACUAAAUUAUAUUGUAGUAACCAGUGAUCAAAUACACAAUAUUCAUAUGUUGGGAGAACCUUGAUGGCGUUCAAUCCAAAAUAACAUUAUAAGUUAUGUGUACGGUUCCACUUCGGUUCCAAAAAACAAGAUGACUCAAUAGAGUGGUGCAUUGAUGUCGUAUUAUUGACGACCCGGAAGUUAGCAUCGCAAGUGCUCCCUCAACAAAAAGCAAUUGGAUUUUUUAAAAGAUGUUUGGAAAAUUGCGAAAAAUAAGCUCUGUGACCAAAAACAUGUGAAUGAGACUUUACGUGUUUUAUUCACCAUGAUGUUCUCCAAAAAUCCCAAAAUGGUGUUGAUUUUUGGAGAUAAAAUGUCAUUGCCAGAACCAGAAGCUAACAGUAAGGUAUUAAAAAAACUUCAUCAAAGUCGAAGGACCUCAUGUGUUUAGUCACUUGUUAGCAACCACCGUUUUUAUAAAGCAUUGAAGCUUCGGGCAUUCACAAGUUGGGUGUUUUUCCACAGCCCUUAAUUCAAACAGUUGACUUUUAGAUGAGUGAACCGGAAGCGAUAUAAAAAGCCAACUAAUUUCCUGGUUUUAGGACUCAUACCUGCUCCACUCCAUACAAUAUUGAGUUUAAACAAUUAUGAGUUUAGUUAGUUAUAAAUGCCAGUAACUGCCACGUGUGUAAAGCUACACCUAAUACUGUUAAAACCCUAAGAAGGCCUAAAGUACAUCGAUUUUUUUAAGCAUAUACCUUAUAUUGCUUAUGUUAUGUUGAAUAUACACUAUCAAAAACAAAUUAUUUUUUCAUAAACGGAUAUAAUUGAAAACUUGUAAUGAACUCUUGCUAGUUUCUCACUUCGUUCUUUGCUCAGGGUUUUUCUGUGUUGGCUCAAAGCAGGUGAUGAAGGUUGAUUACUUCACAGAUCAUUUUGCCUCACAAACAUUUUUAAACUGAAUUUGAUCUCUAAAGUCAGUUGUCCAUAGGGCAUAGUGAGCCAACUUUCUACCCGGCCCCAAAGCCCGAUUCACAGGCAACAUUGUGCGAAUAAUAUAACAGCAGUUGUACAGCUUGGAUAAAUUUGCCCUUUUUUGUGGAGGGAGAAAAAAAAAUGUUCUUGCUUUUAAGAUAACCCUAAUUUCAAAGCAUCCAUGGUUUUCGUUCUUUGCAGAGGAGCUUUCUUCAUUUAUAUUUCAUCAUACAACUGUCAUUACAUCCUGUCACUGCAAACCCACAAUAGAUGAUAUUGAGCGGAGCAUGACGAUGUCUUCGACUCAGCCUGGCUACAGUCAUGAUAGUAAUAAUUUCACUGUAACUGUGAGUGAAUCGGAGCGCCUUUAAAGCUCAUGUUAUGCCAAAUGCCUGCAUAUGACUUAACUUAAAUCAGUGCUUAUGUCAAAUUUAGUGGUGCCUUUCUCCCUUUGUAGAGUCUUUUUAUCAUAUUUGCACUGGUUUAGCAGAAAGCAAAAGCUGUGCAAUCCUGUUGUGAAAUCGCCCCUUCCUUUAAAAAGUCUAAAUCCACUCUCCAUGGUGCCAUCAUGGUUCUUUAACAACCCUGCGCUUGACUCACUGCUUUGCUUUAAAAUCAGGAAGUAACAUCCUCCCAGCAUGCACCACUCUCCCAUCAAAGCUGUUUUCUUACUGACUGGCUUCGAGAUGAUUCCCGCCAGCCUCUUGGUAUCCAGCAUGGUGAUAAUCUGAGAGAGCUGGACACCUGAGAAGAGCAUGCCCCCAUGCAGCGCUUUCCCAAAAUGCUCAGCUGAAGUAAACAGCACUUGCAGGAUAAACGAGAGGGGACAGAGGAACACAAAGGCAUAGGCUGUCACAUCACAUAUUCAUUACCUCAAACACAGUGUUCUCAUAUCAAACCAAACAGCCAAACCGUGUUACCGCAGACAGAAUACACAUUGAACAAAGAUUGUUUUAUAGCUUUGUUGUAUUCAUCACAUGCCGUAAGCAAAGGGUUGUUUGCCUUGCUGGAUUUUCUUAGCGUGGGGUUUUUGAUGCUGUCUUUCUUCUGAUUUGUAUUAGCAAAACAGGAUUAGGACACACAGAAAAAAAAAGAAAAAAAAAACGUUUGAAAAGUUUGUACUGAACUUCAUUGCAAUCCUACAUGUACUGUAUUUUGUUGUCCUUUUUUCUCCCUCCUGGAUCCUUUGAACUUGUAAAGAAUGUAUGAUGACUUUACUGGUUAUAGCCAGGCCAUGAUAAUUUGAAGCAGCUUUUGCAUUGUACAGAAUUCGGUACUCCAAAAAAGUCUCAAAGAAAAGCUCCUGAACAUGUUCAUAGUGGAACUGUGAACAAUAAAUCAUUUCAUAGACUUUCGGUAAUUCCCUCAUUGGUCAUUCCAUCACCACGUUGAUCACUGGACAUUGCUGUCUAAUCUGACUUCUUAAAAAAGCCACAAUAUUCCGUAAAAUUAUCCAGAAAAUGAAAGAGAUUCUAGCUUUCGUGAUACUUCCGAAGGCAUAAGCAUUGUAAUGUUCUUCAUUGCACAAAAAUCUACAAUGCAUGCAUCAUCAUUAAUGUGCCAUUUAAUCUUUAUUUCCAUAUUUCUA
Molecule: messenger RNA, 7141 nt
Organism: Eleginops maclovinus (Patagonian blennie)
Lineage: Eukaryota; Metazoa; Chordata; Actinopteri; Perciformes; Eleginopidae
Gene: sorcs3a
Product: sortilin related VPS10 domain containing receptor 3a
Exons: 27
Coding region: 1-3687 (1228 amino acids)
Cellular component (GO): membrane
Molecular function (GO): protein binding
Source: RefSeq, a predicted model, not a curated record